UCAAGUAAACUGAAAUGUGUUAGAUUCAAUUGGAAAAUAUGUCAUGUGACACAUUGAGAAAGCGUAGCAUGUGACGGUCAUUAACCCAGGUUAUAAAUAGCAUAGGUAUACUCUCAGCCCACUGAGGUAGUUGUUAAAGAGAUUGUAGUCAUUCUUGACUGAUGAAUUUCUUUCUUUCUUUCUUUUAGAAAACUGGUGAGUUUGCAGGACUGAAUGUUUUUUCCAGUCACUGUGUGAGCACGUGUGUCUCACCUAUGGGAACAGAUUUUGCCACUGCGUAUUUCUUUGUGGACAAUGACCAUCAAACAUUUCUCAAUUGAAUACGAUGCCAUCAACAGCGAAAACACCUUCACACACGGAGAUACUAUUAAUGGAAGAAUCAUCUUGGAGGCUUCUAAGGAAACUAAAAUCCAAUCGCUUAUAUUUUUAGCACAAGGAAGAGCUGAGGUUCGCUGGGAUGAACAUUACGAUCAAAAUCAUUAUGUGUACUGGUCUGAUGAGCAAUAUUAUGAUGUCAAACAUCAUAUCUUGAGAGAGGCAAGACGCAAUGGCACUGAAGUCAUUGGUAAAGGAAGACAUGCAUUUCCUUUUUCCUUCAAGAUUCCUGACAGAAAAAUCCCAUCAUCCUUCAAAUCCUCCAUAGGUAAAAUUGUUCAUAAGGUGAAGGCAGAGCUAAAACAAGCAAUGAAGAUAACAAAAAAGGCCAAAGCCCACUUCACAUUUGUGUCCAAAGCAGACAUGGAUAUUCCCGGACUUCUGGAAGCGCAGUAUGGUUGCAAGGAUAAAUCUGUCAGAUUUUUUGGCUCUGGAACCAUUUCAAUGGAUGUUCACACCAAGCGGAUGGGAUACAAGCAAGGUGAGGCUCUCAAAGUCACAGCUGAAAUCAGUAACCAUUCAACUCGUUCAGUGAAGCCUAAAUUCAUUCUGUACGAGAAGAGGAGUUUCUUCGCCCAGGGUCACAGGAGAGUUCACACAAAAAAGAUCCUUAAGGAAAAGGUUGAGGCUGUUGCAUCAUCUAGCAAAGAGACUGUGACCAGGGUGAUCCCCAUCCCCAGGGAACUACCUCCCUCCAUAUUAAACUGCUCCAUCAUCAAGCUGGAGUACAGGCUGAAGAUCCAUCUGGAUAUCAAAUGUGCUUCAGACCCAGAGAUCAAACUCCCUAUAGUCGUCCUACCUGCCUUUGAGGCUCCUGCUAUGAAACCGCUACCACCUUCUGCUGCUGUUGUCUUUGAAGAAUUUGGGAACCCGAGCCAAACACCCUGGAGCACAGCACCACAACAACAAGCAGCACACCAAUCUGUGGAUGACCCACCUCCCUAUGCAGCAUUUGCAUUGUACCCCUCCAUUACUGAUUCUAAGAGGACUGCACUGUAAUUACCUGCCAUAAAUGAGUAUGCCACCAGUUUAGCAUUGCACUCCUAUAACAUUGUCAGGCUCAUGAUCGACGGUUAAAAAGAAGUUUAAAAAUCCACGCAGAAAAACCA
Molecule: messenger RNA, 1484 nt
Organism: Micropterus dolomieu (smallmouth bass)
Lineage: Eukaryota; Metazoa; Chordata; Actinopteri; Centrarchiformes; Centrarchidae
Product: arrestin domain-containing protein 3-like
Exons: 7
Coding region: 295-1374 (359 amino acids)
Biological process (GO): protein transport
Cellular component (GO): plasma membrane; cytoplasm
Source: RefSeq, a predicted model, not a curated record